Messenger RNA from Copidosoma floridanum, 1461 nucleotides. Its product is annotated as protein yellow-like. The record is from RefSeq and is a predicted model, not a curated record. Lineage: Eukaryota; Metazoa; Arthropoda; Insecta; Hymenoptera; Encyrtidae.
AGAAAAGUUUGAUUGUUUACCACAAUUCUAUAUCAAAAGAACUCUUAUCUACAACUGCUCUGUUCUCAUCAUUUUUUAAAGAACGUUUCUGCGGUGACGCAAUAUCUACGCUCGUAAUAAAAUAACGCUACGAAGCAGCUCUUUACUUCAAAUAAAUUCUUCAGUGCUGCUUUCACACUUGGUUAGAAAUUAACAGCUGCUCUUCUCUCUAAUAUCAAACCAACGAAAGUAAAUUGUGAAGUAUCGUAUAUAAUCCACCAAAGUCGAAGUGCUGCUCUGAGGUCAGAAAUGCUACUUAAACAUUGGAUGCUCUUAAGUCUGCUCUACGCCUUAACUUUGGCUCAAAAGCACCCGAAAGUAGGAUUCUACUGGAAGAGCGGAAUAAACUAUACCUGGCCCUCGUACGAGGUGUACCAACAAGCGGACAAGGAUGGGUCCUACGUGCCUCUUUAUAACUGCUUGACGAACAUCAGAUUUUGGAAGGACAAUGCGUAUCUGACCAUACCCCGUUGGACAGGUGGUGUAGCGGUGACACUGGCCACAAUCCCAACCACAUCGAUAAAUGGAAACAAGGCUCCAUUGCUCCGGCCGUACCCCAACUGGGAGAUGCAGAAGAUGGGCGGUGACUGCUCGAGCUUUCAAUCCGUCUGGUUCAUUGAAAUCGACCCGAUGGGCAGAAUGUGGCUGAUGGACAAUGGAUGGGGGUACUACAACACGACUACCGACAAAGUAAUCACGUGCCCACCCCGUUUAAUGAUCCUCGACCUCGAGAACGGGGGUGAGGUGCUCCUGAACUACUCCCUUCCACCAAACGUGGCCAAACCUGGGUCCUCGGUAUUCUGUAAAAUCCUCCUGGAUCACGAGGACGGUGGCUUCGCCUACAUCUACGACUGCGAUGAGGAGGAUAAAAGUAAUGCGGGCUUGAUUAUCUUCUCACUGCAGAAGCUUACCUCGUGGAGAAUCGAGUACGACUUCAAGAUCAAAGAGCUAAUGCUCUCACCGGCGGAUACCGAAGGCAGUCGAGUGCUGUACAUCGUGUCGUCGUUAGAGGGUAACAAAGUACUCGGGGUUCCCACACGAGUACUGAGGAGUCCGAGCUUAGCGUCGAGUAUCGAUGGCGAGGCUAGAGAGUUGAGCAAGACACCGUUCACAUGGUCUGACGCGACCACUUCUAACACCGGUACUGUUUUCUUUACCGUAGAGAAUUCCUUGUCCGUCUACAAGUGGGAUUUAAACAGUCCUCGCUCCAAUGUAACUGAACUUGACAUCAAAUGGACGGAGGAUCCAAAUAACUUGGCUAGUUUGGCCUUAGACGGUGGUAAUCUUUGGGCUAUCAAUAUCAUUAUCCCCGAAUUCCAAUCCAUCGUACUGGCGGAGACCAAAAACAUGGUAAACUAUCAGUACUACGGAAACGGUGGUGUGCCAAAGUUACCGUUUAUCACUUUAAAGAGAGGUAUAUAA